Molecule: messenger RNA, 962 nt
Organism: Nematolebias whitei (Rio pearlfish)
Lineage: Eukaryota; Metazoa; Chordata; Actinopteri; Cyprinodontiformes; Rivulidae
Gene: mis12
Product: MIS12 kinetochore complex component
Exons: 2
Coding region: 1-792 (263 amino acids)
Biological process (GO): kinetochore assembly; protein localization to kinetochore; mitotic sister chromatid segregation
Cellular component (GO): chromosome, centromeric region; nucleus
Source: RefSeq, a predicted model, not a curated record
AUGCAACUUCUUUUUAAACCGGUUGGGGGCAGUAAAUCACACGUCUUCGUUUUCUGCUCAGUUUCUCUCCGUAGAAGAAGAAGAAAAAAAUUAAACAUUGCGCGGGAAACUCAGGCAGAAAUGGAGAUGGACGUUGACGGAGCAGCGCAGGAAGAGACGGAUCGUUUCUCUCCGUCGUCUUUAAAACUGUACGAAACACAAUUUUUCGGCUUCACUCCGCAGACCUGCAUGUUACGAAUUCACGGGGCUUUCCAGGACUGUCUGUACGACAUUUUACCCGUGGUGGAGAGGGUGUGUGUUAGGCAGUUGAGUAAAGGCCAGCCGGACAAGGCCGAAGAGCAGCUGCGGUCUCGAGCCAGGGAGUGUAGCCGGAAGCUGCAGCAGUUUCUGGAGGAGCGCUUCAAGCCGCUGGCGGGGAGGAUGGAGGCCCUGCUGAUGAACCGCUGCUUCACGAUACCUCCAAAUGUCCUGCUGCCCGAAGACCAGUCGCACAAGAAAUACCCUCAGGGCAUACAGGAGGUGAUGAAGCUUGAAUCGUCCAUAGCGGACCUCCACAGAACUUACGAAGCAGAGGUUUGUGCCAGACAAGCUCUUUUAGCUGAGCUGGAGGAGCAGAAGGAGGUGCAGAAGCAGCUGGAUGAGAUCCUGGCCUGGGCCACAGAUAUCCAGGCAGCCUGGGUGAAGGAGGGCAACGGCAACUUUCAGGAAAGUUUCCGCUUGGUGAUGAAGUCUGUAAAGAAACUGCAGGGAGCUGUCAGGGAGGUUUUGGUCUGCAGCAAAAGACUCAACUGAACUGUGAGGCUUAAUGCAAAUAAUAAAACAUGAAUUUAUUACUGAGAAAAUUUACAUUUUUGUCAAGAACAUUCAGAGCGUUUCUUCCUCCCAUUACUUUAUUUUUUUUGCUUUUUUCUGCACAAUAAUAAGCCCCAUCCACACAACUAAUCUCAGCCACAGAUUAAAUU